AUGGUGCAGCUUGCUCAGGUCAAGGACCACAACCGCCGCUUCGCCAACGAGCAACAUGGGGGAAACGUGUGUGUAUUCGUGGGCGCCACUAGAGGAAUCGGCGCAGGCACUCUCACGAGAAUGGCGACCAUGAUACAUAAGUCGACAUUUUACAUCUUGGGACGUUCGGCUAAGCGAGCAGAAGAACAACUCGAGACAUUGAGAGCUUCCAAUCCAAGCAACAAGUUCAUAUUCAUCGAAGUAGAUGUUACCUUGCUCUCCGGAGUCGACGCCGCAUGCGAGCAGAUCGCCGAAGCUGAGCGGAAGAUAGAUUAUCUGUGUAUGAGCGCAGGUCUGGUUCCCUUGAACGGAGCUGAAUAUACAAAGGAAGGCCUCGAAAUCGCCUUCGCCCUAUCAUUCUACUCCAGGAUGAGAAUGAUAUCGAACUUGCUGCCGCUCCUUCAUCGGUCGCCUCGUCCUCGCAUUCUGAGUGUUCUCAAUGCUGGCAGGGAAAAGAAGAUUGACACCAAAGACCUUGGUCUUGAGCGGAAAUGGGCGGUUCGAGCAAUGGUCAACCACACGACAACCAUGACGACCCUCGCCUUUGAUCAUCUGGCGCCAGUGAACGAGGACAUCGCCUUCCUGCACGCUUUUCCUGGACUGGUACAAACCGAAAUCUUCUCCCAGUUGACCGCGCCAGAGUCAUCUGGAAUCGCGUGGAGAAUUGGUUUGGCUGCGGUCCGCGUUCUUACGGCUAUUGGCAUGAGACUCGUUGGAAUAAGUCCCCAAGACAGUGGUGAGAGACAUGCUUUCCAUCUGACCAGCGAUACCUUUGGGCCGGGCGCUCACCGUAUCGACGAGACAAGCAAGGAAGUCGUUGCGCCUGGGGUGCUUGAAGAAUAUCGGAAAGGAGGCUGGCCAGAGAAGGUCUGGGAAUACACUCUGGAGGUGUUUGACAAGGUGACGACAGACAAAUAG
This is a messenger RNA of Exophiala spinifera, 957 nucleotides long. RefSeq lists its product as uncharacterized. NCBI's taxonomy places the organism in Eukaryota, Fungi, Ascomycota, Eurotiomycetes, Chaetothyriales, Herpotrichiellaceae. The record is from RefSeq and is a predicted model, not a curated record. The transcript is spliced from 2 exons. Gene Ontology annotation, biological process: secondary metabolic process. The coding region runs from base 1 to 957 and encodes 318 amino acids.